This is a messenger RNA of Dioscorea cayenensis subsp. rotundata (Guinea yam), 2196 nucleotides long. RefSeq names its product pentatricopeptide repeat-containing protein At3g58590-like. Gene Ontology annotation, molecular function: RNA binding; protein binding. The transcript has 2 exons. The coding region runs from base 969 to 2090 and encodes 373 amino acids. Lineage: Eukaryota; Viridiplantae; Streptophyta; Magnoliopsida; Dioscoreales; Dioscoreaceae. The record is from RefSeq and is a predicted model, not a curated record. Gene Ontology annotation, biological process: RNA modification.
UAUGAAGUCCGUGAUCUCAAGUCAUUUUCUCUUCAAAAAUUUACCCAUUAAGGAUGAACUGAAUCAGAAAAUAAUUUAAAGGGGUUCAUCGUGUCAUCGUUACUUUAAUAGUAGAUCUCAUAUCCUAAUUUCCUAACCGUAUCUCAUGCAAGUACAAGUUUGUUCACCGAAAACAAUUUCGAGGGUCGCCAUCAUCCCGACCUACUACUUCGCACGCAAGUUGUUCGACCAAAUUCCCCAACCACCUUUUCGCUCUCUCAGUACUUUUUAUGCUAAGCAGAAUCCACCUGAUGAUGCCUUCUCACUUCUCCGAUGGACGUUGGCCUCUGGGACAAGGCCUACAAGCUUCACCUUUGUUCCAGUUCUCUCAUCUGCAUUACUUGAUCUACGUCAUGGGAUCCAGCUGCAUUCAUUGAUCUUGAAGACUGGUUUACUCUAUGCUGAGCCCUUUUCAAGCACCGCAUUGCUUAAUUUUUUGGCGAGGAAUGGGCAUUUUGAUGAUGCACUCAAGUUAUUUGAUGAAAUUCCUUACAAAACUGUGGUCACAUGGAACUCACUCAUUUCCAGGUUUUCACAGCAUGGUUUUGCUAAAAAUGCAAUUUUUAUGUUCCGUGAUCUUCUCAGAAGUGAUAUUAGACCAUCAGAAUGUUCUUUUAUUGGUAUCCUGUCUGCUUUUAGUUCUUCAGAAAAUUUGGAAAAUUGUAGCCUAUGCUGCUUCAAACUGGAGUUUCAAAUGCAUGGCCUCAUGAUCAAGACGUCUAUGGAUUCUUAUAUUGUGGUUUUGAAUGCGUUGAUGAAUGUUUAUUCGAACUGGUCCAGUGUUUGUGUGGUGGAGAGGUUGUUUAACAAGUCAACUGUUAGAGAUGUUGUGACCUGGAACACGUUGAUCACAACUUUUGCGAAAGGUGGUGCGCCUGAGAAGGCGUUAGUUCACUUCUUGGUUAUGCUGCUUGAAGGGCCGCUGCCAAAUGAGAGCACAUUCACUAGUGCCGUUAAUGCUUGCACUGAUUUGGACACACCAAAGUAUGGGCAAUUCAUACAUGCCAAAGCCAUCAAGCACAACUUUAUCCAGCGGUGUCUAUCUUGGUAGCUCACUGGUUAGUUUUUAUGCGAGGUGUCAGAACCUAAAUAAUGCAUACAAGAUUUUCUCUGAGAUUCCUGACAAGAAUGUUGUUUGUUGGAAUGCUUUGAUCGGUGGUUGUUUUAAUGAAGAUGCUGGUGCUUCAGUAACCCUUCUGAAAGAGAUGCUUCUGUCGGGAAUUCUACCAAAUGAGUUCACUUUCUCUUUAGCUUGUGAUAAAACUUCAGCUGUCAGUUCCCAUUCUCUCCCUAGAAAUGCUAUAGCUGCUAUUUACAAUAGACAAGGUCAAUUUCAUGAGACCAAGCAACUGCUCUCUCAGAUACAAUACCGAGAUGCUUUGUCAUGGAACAUCUUGCUAACUGCUUGUGCACGCAAUGAAGAUUACUCUGAGGCUUUCCAAAUUUUCAAGCAAAUGCAAAGUGAAGGAUUUCUUAUGGACAACUACACUGCUGUGAGUCUACUGAGCAUUUGUUCAAAGAUCAACAGGCUUGAUCUCGGUAGUACUCUUCAUGCAUUUAUCAUCAAGGUAAACUCUGGGUAUGAUGAAGUGUUUGUCAAUAAUGUUUUGUUGGAUAUGUACACAAAAUGUGGUAGCCUAGAUUGUGCUUUAAGAGUAUUUGAGGAGAUGGAUGGGAGAAAUCUGAUAUCUUGGACAGCACUGAUUUCUGGUUUAGGACUUCAUGGCUACAUUCAUGAAGCACUGGAAAGGUUCAAGCAAAUGGGAUUGGAAGGAUUCAAGCCAGACUCUGUUACUUUCAUGGCGGUUCUCUCAGGUUGUAGACACAAUGGGCUAGUGGAAGAGGGAAUGUGGUUAUUCAACCAUAUGAAAAGUGUUUAUGAAAUUGAACCGGAUAUGGAUCAUUAUGUAGCUGUAUUGGACUUGUUGUCCAGGUAUGGGCAUAUAAAGGAAGCUGAGAGUAUAAUCAGUAGCAUGCCUUUUCAACCAAAUGCUGUCAUUUGGCGCAUCUUCUUGCAAGGUUGUAAGAGAUAUGGCAACUUGCAUUGUUAAAUGUUUUAGGAGAAGAAUUAAAGUGAACUUUUCCAAGUAAUGUAGAUGAUAACAUGGGUAUGUUUUUUCUUACUUCCCACCCGGGACAACUGGAAAAGUGGAAUUA